AUGAGUGAAUCAAGAUCUAAUCAAAAAGCUUCUUUACCAUCAAAUCCGUUCAUAAAUAAUAAUAGUACAACAACGGUAUCAUCUGAUAUUAUUCAACCAAGGCGACGGAUGGUUCAAAAUUAUUCAAUCCUCUGGUUAGAUGAGUGUAUGGAUGAAACAAAUAAAGAUUAUGAAAAUAUUUUGGCACAAAUACGAACUAUCGCCGAGAAUGUGAACGUCUUUAAGCAACGAGACGAAUGCAUCGACUUUCUUACAGAUGUUCAAGAAGACAUUAAGUCUUUCCUCAUUGUAGAGAAUGCUAUUGUACAACAACUCAUGCCCCUCAUUAAUGAUAUCCCUCAACUGGAUAGCGUUCAUGCCUUCAGUAGCAUUAAAACGUUACAUGAAGAACCAACAAAACAAUGGCCAAAAAUCAAAAGCGUUUAUGUCAACAUCGAUGACUUAUACCAAAGAUUACAACUGGGUGUUAAGCAAUACCAUCAAGAUUCAGUUGCUGUGAGUUUUAUUCCAGUAAAUGAAAUAGCUCCAACUGAUAAUUUAAAUCAAUUGGAUCCAACAUUUAUGUACACCCAAAUAUUCAAGGAUAUUCUUCUUAACAUGGAACAUGAUAAACAGGCCAUCAAGCAGUUUAUUGCUUAUUGUCGACACAAUGACUGCGUGUCGCCAAUCAAUAUUGACCGUUUCGAUAAGGAAUACCAUGUUCAAUUAGCUAUCUGGUGGUAUACUUUUCCAUCGAAUAUCUUUUCUAUGCUUAAUUAUGGCCUUCGAACAUUGGAUGCCGAUAUAAUUAUUACGAUGGGGUUCUUUCUACGAGAUGUACAUCAACAAAUUCAACAGCUGUAUGAACAACAGUUCAGUGUUUAUGGCGGAAAGCCUUUUUUAGUUUAUCGAGGACAAGGUCUUAUGAAAAUAGAUUUCGAAAAACUUCAGAAAACAAAAGGUGGACUUAUGUCAUUUAACAAUUUCCUAUCCACCAGUAAAACUAAAGAUGUGUCCCUCAAUUUUGCUCGGUGUGCUUCAACAAACUCGGAUACGGUAGGCAUUCUCUUUAUAAUGUCCAUUGAUCCUUGUUUAAAAUCAACACCAUUCGCCUCUAUCAAAGAGCAGAGUUAUUUUAAGGAAGAAGACGAAAUUCUCUUCUCAAUGCACACUGUCUUUCGAGUGGGUACCAUUAAACAAAUCGACAAUAAUAAUCAACUUUAUCAAGUUGAACUACAAUUAACAUCAGAUGAUGAUCAACAACUACGAUUACUUACUGAUCGGAUACGAAAAGAAGCUUGUGGUGAUUCUGAAUGGCAGAGACUAGGUAACUUAUUGCUUAGAAUCGGUCAAUUUAAUAAAGCUGAAGAACUUUAUACCGUAUUACUCGAACAGACAUCUGAAGAGGACGAAAAACAGCACUAUUAUAAUCAGCUGGGAUUUGUUCGUACAAAUCAGGGUAAUUAUGAGAAGGCUCUUUGGUAUUACGAAAAAGUACUUAAAAUUAAACAAAAAACUCUUUCUUCAAAUCAUCCUGAUAUAGCUACUUCAUACAACAAUAUCGGUAGUGUGUAUGACAAGAUGGCAGAGUAUCCGAAAGCAGUUCUAUUCUAUGAAAAAUCACUUGAAAUCUGUCAAAAAACUCUUCCUACAAAUCAUCCUUUAUUGGCUACUUCAUACAACAACAUCGGUUUGGCGUAUAACAAUAUGGAAGCGAAUUCGAGAGCACUUUCAUACUACGAAAAAGCGCUUGAAAUUCGAGAGAAAACUCUUCCUUCAAAUCAUCCUGAUAUAGCUAUUUCAUACAACAAUAUCGGUUGUGUAUAUCAUCAUAUGGGAGAGUACCCAAAAGCGCUCUCAUAUUAUGAAAGAGCACUUGAAAUCUAUCAAAAAACUCUUCCUUCAAAUCAUCCUUAUUUGACCAGUUCAUACAACAACAUCGGUAGUGUGUAUGAACAGAUGGAAGAAAAUUCGAAAGCACUUUCAUCUCACGAAAAAGCACUUGAAAUCUUUCAAAAAACUCUUCCUUCAAAUCAUCCUUUACUAGCUACUUCAUACAACAACACGGCUAAAGUGUAUUACAAAAUGAAAGACUAUUCGAAAGCGCUUUUAUAUUAUGACCGUUCUCUGGACGUAUUUCAACGUGCGUUACCUCCAACCCAUCCUCAUAUAAAAAGUGUGAAAGAGAAUAUUGAAAUUGUAAAAGAAGAAAUUAAAAAGAAUAUUUAA
Messenger RNA from Adineta steineri, 2208 nucleotides. The record is from the annotation of a GenBank genome assembly. Lineage: Eukaryota; Metazoa; Rotifera; Eurotatoria; Adinetida; Adinetidae.